This is a messenger RNA of Ectocarpus sp. CCAP 1310/34, 1075 nucleotides long. The record is from the annotation of a GenBank genome assembly. Lineage: Eukaryota; Phaeophyceae; Ectocarpales; Ectocarpaceae.
AUGGAUAUCCUGUGCGCGCCCCCCGCUGGGUCCGCGUCCUUGCGGCAAUCCAGUCGGUCCCACUGGACGCGAGCCCCGAUCAACGGCACCAUGCGAGGAUUGCUUACUCUGGCGUGUGGUGCGGUGGCGGUAGCCUCGGCUAGCGCCUUCUUGGUGUCUACGCCGUGCGCUCUCUCCUCUUCCUCCGCUGCUGCUGCUGGCAGAUUAGCAUGUCGUCGAGCGAUGAGCAUGAGCAAAGGGUUCGGGGAGCCUCCCCCGCCGAAGAAGGUCAAGGCGCCCAAGUCAGAGAAGAGCAUUCAGAGAGACGCCGCCGCGAAAGCUUACGAGGAGAUGUCGGCGGCCGGUAUUCCUGAGUACAACAUCCUCAUCAAGCCUGCGGGAACAGAUGACUACUUGCCUGCGGGAGUGAUGGCCGUGCCAAGGAGCCAGCAGGUGUCCGAGGCGAUCUUUGAGCAGGAGGAGAACCUGAAAAAGGCGGCGUUCCGGGUGUACGACAAGCUCGCCGCUUACGACGAGUUUGAGUACGGUUACACCUUGAAGAUGUUCCCGGACGACCCAGUGACCCCGAUCGAGAAGCGAGCGCCGUCCACGAACCCUGUCGGGAAAUUCUUCGAGGGUCUCCUGAGCCCGGUUAACACGGCGGGCAUGAAAGGGCCGGAAAUCAACCCUCCCCCGAAGUAGAGAAAAUUUGGAGCCUUCGUUUUUCCUCACAGAAAACAGGAUACCUCUUGUCGACGUUAGAUUUGAUAGAUGGUAUGGGAUGGGCGAGGCACAAAUCGACGUAUCGUAGCCAUCGCCAACCACUUGGCAUAUGAAGCCUUUUGCAAGGGUAAUUUCGACGACGAAACACAGCCUUGCUUUGCCUGAAGGCCUUUCAUACCGAUAGGAUUCGGACACGGUUUACCUUCGAGCCGGCUCGUUUUCUAUCCGUACGAACUCGUGAUGUUCUUAAAAUUCAUGGGCUACGUCUUGAUCAGUUUCCACCACGGCCAAUAGGUUGGGAUCUCGGUAGUAGUGCAGAUUGAAACGACCAGGACCACUGGCUGUUUUUUUUUUAACUGUUCGGGGCGGGGGG